Messenger RNA from Umbelopsis ramanniana AG, 855 nucleotides. RefSeq lists its product as uncharacterized. Gene Ontology annotation, molecular function: GTPase activity; GTP binding. The transcript has 6 exons. Lineage: Eukaryota; Fungi; Mucoromycota; Umbelopsidomycetes; Umbelopsidales; Umbelopsidaceae. The record is from RefSeq and is a predicted model, not a curated record. The coding region runs from base 121 to 741 and encodes 206 amino acids.
CGUGCAAAAAUGUGACCCAUUAACGUCGUCACUUUUCAAAACCCCAAGGAAAAUAAUUACCGUCGUUUCUUUCUAGUUGGUAGUUCUCCCAUUACUUCUUACCUUUCUUUCAAUCCAACAAUGUCUCAACAAGAAACUCCAACUCUCAAACUGCUACUCAUUGGCAACUCCUCGGUCGGUAAAUCGUCUCUGCUUUUGCGAUUCACAGACGAUACUUUCCUUCCACAAGACGAAGUAUCCGCUACAAUCGGAGUGGAUUUUAAGGUCAGCAUGAUGGAGGUCGAUGGAAAGCGGUACAAAUUAACGAUCUGGGAUACAGCGGGGCAAGAGCGCUUUCGCACUUUAACAUCAAGCUAUUAUCGAGGAGCACAAGGUGUUAUUUUGGUAUAUGAUGUUUCCAAUCGAGAUACAUUUGAUGCGCUUCAAAAUUGGUACACGGAAUUGCAAACCUAUAGCUCGUCAAAGGAUGUUGUGAAGAUGAUUGUGGGCAACAAGGUUGAUAAGGAAUCUUCAAGGGUCGUGACAUACAAGGAAGGAGCAGCCAUGGCUCAAAAACUUCAAACCUUGUUUAUUGAAUGUAGUGCCAAAACUAAGGUUGGUGUGCAAGAAGCUUUUGAAGAAUUAGUACAAAAGAUCAUUGAAACCCCAAGUUUAUGGCAAAAGCAACAAGCUCCAGCAUCUACCAUUCGUGUAUCUUCGAAUGGGAAUGACGAGCAAGAGUCCAGUCCGUGCGCUUGCUGAUCAAGUUGUUCCACUAUCUCAUCGAAGAGUGGUGUUUCCAACGUGUAAUAUCAAAUGUGGUUUUUCUCUUUCCCCUCUUAUCUAUCAACUGGUGGCAUAUUUUUUGAGGCAAUU